Marchantia polymorpha subsp. ruderalis is the source of this 1099-nucleotide messenger RNA. The record is from the annotation of a GenBank genome assembly. Lineage: Eukaryota; Viridiplantae; Streptophyta; Marchantiopsida; Marchantiales; Marchantiaceae.
GCAUAGCAGCAUCGCAACUAAAGACCGACGCUCGACCCAACGGGUGGCAAGGACCAGCCUGAACCUUACCUUACGCCUCAAGCACAAAUGGAUGGCAGAGGCAGGUCGAGGAAAAUAUUUGCACCUGGUCGAUAGGAAAUGAAACUCUCGAGCUUUCAAAGGUUCCGACAACUUACCGACAGGAGACGAGACGAGGUGGAGGAAAUUGGGCCAUCGAAGACGCGUGGGAGAUGGUUGAACGAAGUCCCCGGUGGACGGAUUUGCGCAGCUCGCCGAGAGGAGUUGCUGGGCUGGGCGGGGCUCGGCUCGGCUGAAACCAGGUGGGAACGGAUGGCAGGCAGAGGUCAUGCAAAAUGUAACCGAAGUUCUCACAAGCUCGUGUCUCGGUGCUCAUGGUAAUGGAUGGUUACUCUUGAUCUAGUACCUCGUCACCAGUGGAGCUGCUGGACGAGCUGGAGAUCAUGCACUGUGACGAAGCAAGGUGGUUUUGGUGGCAAUGGAUGGUUACUCUUGAUCCGGUAAAUCGUCGUCACUGGAGUUGCUGGGCGAGCUGGAGAUCAUGCACUGCGUCGAAGCAAGGCGGUUUUCGAGGCAUCUUUCUUCCAAGGAACUUGGCGUGAUCAUCACGCUGAGUUCAUGGGACCAUCCCAUCCAACACUGCGUCGUAGGCGACCGACUUGAUCGCGCCACCACUUGCAACACAUGGGACGAUACCAUCCAACGCUUCGUCUACUCUCAACUCGUACUAGUAGAACAAGGGGGCCAGAGUCGCCCUUAACAUGAGCCUUUUUCGGCAUUUGUUGCAUUGCUCACUUAAGAUUUCGCCCUCAAUCUGUCCUUGGGAUGUUUCCUCAUUUUUAAAACCACGAACUGAGGGCUUAUAACAUACCGUCAUGCUACACAUUAUCUCGUAAAACACAGGUUAUGGUUGGAGAUUCGACCACUUUUCUGGAUAGCUCCCUCGUAAGUUUUACGAGUAACUGCAUAAGACACUUAUCCCACAAUACGCGUUCAUACUACUCAAUAAGUUGCUCUCCGUUGCUUUACCACAUGUUGGUUUUUCCUUUUAAUUUAAUAAUCUUGCAAUAAAGAGAUUUUG